CCAGUGUGAGUAUGCGGGAAGAACAGUUUCCCGCCUUUCCCCUCCCCCCUCGAUUCUCUUUGAACUUCGGUGCGUCGGUGGAGGUGGGAGUUGUUGCAGUUACUCUCUUUGAAUUUUGGUGCGUGGGUGGCCUUGGCAGUUGGUGCAGUCUCGCCUGUCGUCUUGGGCCUUGGGCGCUCCUAGGACGAAGACAACAGCGAUGGCGUCGGCGAGAGGCUGCCGCCGCCUUCUGAGCUUGAGAGGAUUCUUGGUAGCUGGUCAUCGCCAGAGUUUGGGAGGAGCGGGCCAUGUAGGGGCAGCAACAGCAGCAGCAGCAGGAGGAGGAGGAGGAGGAGGGUUUUCACGAGUUGGGCAGCUGAGUUCUUUUGCCAGCCGAUUGCUCUCCUCAUCAAGCCACUCACAUCCGUCCACGUGGCAGCGAACUGGUGAUCGGCGGGAAAUGUUGCGUCCUCCCCCGGAAUCUUCCGCCGCCGGCCCCGCCGCCGCCGCCGCCGCCUCCUCUGCCGCUGCUGCUGCUGCUUCUGAAGAGGGUAGAUUUCGAGGCCUCACUGCGACUGGGGCAAUUCUGGGUGUUAUUGCGCGCGGUCCAAGUCAACGGAACAAUACGUGCGCAGCAUCUCUUGGCCAUGUUGACGACAACGUAAAUAAUAGGGAGGAGGGGGAGGAGGAGGAGGAGGAGGAGGAGGUAGUUUGCGCGGGAAACCUAGAAAUUUGUGGGCGGGGUGACAAAAGGACGAAGAGAGGCAAGAGAUUCAAAGGGGCUUAUGGAAAAUCGCGCGUAAAGAGGGGGAUUAAAGAAAGGACUAGGCGGCAAUUGUUUCCAACGGGGGUAAAUCCUCUGCCGUUUGGUUUCAGUAAUCAAGCUCGUGCGUUAUAAAACAAAAAAAGGCUUUUUCA
Messenger RNA from Chara braunii, 897 nucleotides. The record is from the annotation of a GenBank genome assembly. NCBI's taxonomy places the organism in Eukaryota, Viridiplantae, Streptophyta, Charophyceae, Charales, Characeae.